CAUCUCGCCGGCCCCCCACUGACCCCCAACCAGGAACCCUCGCCGGCCCGCCCGACCGUGGACUUCGCGGAGCAGGACGUCCACGUCUUCGACGAGGAAUACGACGGCGCCGAAGCCGAGGCCGAAGGCAGAGGCGGCGCCUCGUCCGGCUCUUCCUCCCUGUCCUCAUCCUCCUCGUCCUCCGCCGCCGCCUCCUCCUCCUCCAGCGGUCACAGCAACAGCGUUGCCGGCGGCGGCGAUGAUGGGGACGGCGGGGAGUAUGACUCGUUCGAUGUCGUGCCCGUCAAGCCCGCCGCAGGGGACGAGGAGGAAGAGGAGGUGAGAGAUUUGUUUGCCCCCCGCGUGUAGCAACUACCUAAUUUCAGGUCCACCUCUCGUUACUGAAUUAGCCGCUAGAUUCUCCUGGGCCAAGUUAUCUCCUUGGUAUUUGGUGAACAGGAUUUCUUAGGAGAUUGCUACAUAACCCUACCAAGUUUCUGUGUGAUUGGCUGGUUUUGUUGCUCGUGGGGCUGCUGCAAUGAACGUUUGGUCUGUGGCAGAAUUAACCUUCUCGCUUGAGUACACGAUGAACUCUUCAUGCUGCAGACUUGUGUUAGAAUCAUUGUUCAAGUUUCAGCAGUGUAUGUCAGGCUAAGUAGAGCAUAAUGUUGGAUUAAAUUCUCUGCUAGCAUCUUCUGGUUCUUGCUUGAUUUUGUAGAGUCAGAGAGACUUUGAGAAGGUUAUGUAAUAAUCAAAAUAUUAACAUAUAUAUCUGAAAUAUGGAAGAUCAGUGAGCAAUGCUCCUGUGCUAGGGUACAAACAUGUGUUUUUUAGAUGGAGUACAUUCUAUUCCAUUAACCGAAAUGACCAGCUAUAUUCUCUCCAACUACGAAACUGAGCAAAAAGUCAGGAUCACCGUCUAACCACAAACACGUCUGCGACCUUAUAACAACGCACCUUUGUUUCUCAGAUAUUCUUUUCGACUUGUAUACUAAUUAUCUGGUUUGUCUUCUUGUUGCUCUUUAUCAAAAAAUACAUCCAUGUUGUUUAGGAAUUCAUUUAUGUUUACACAUAAUUACCUCUAUCUAAUUAGAAUUGUUGGUAGACAUCUUUAUAGUAGUUUAGUACUGAAGCCCGCGGAGGACGGGGACGAUAUGGGGGUGCAGAUGCAGGGCGUUUUCUUUGGAUCUCCCGCUGAAGUUCUUUAAAGACGAGUUUCUGUAGAGAACCUAGGUAAAGGGUUGAUUUUGGUUUCUUUGUUUGGUUUUAA
Triticum dicoccoides is the source of this 1249-nucleotide messenger RNA. RefSeq names its product trinucleotide repeat-containing gene 18 protein-like. The transcript has a single exon. The annotation marks the transcript as partial. The record is from RefSeq and is a predicted model, not a curated record. Lineage: Eukaryota; Viridiplantae; Streptophyta; Magnoliopsida; Poales; Poaceae.